Molecule: messenger RNA, 1369 nt
Organism: Larimichthys crocea (large yellow croaker)
Lineage: Eukaryota; Metazoa; Chordata; Actinopteri; Sciaenidae
Product: caspase-8
Exons: 6
Coding region: 132-1286 (384 amino acids)
Biological process (GO): proteolysis; regulation of apoptotic process
Molecular function (GO): cysteine-type endopeptidase activity
Source: RefSeq, a predicted model, not a curated record
UUAGUGCGUCUGCUAGGUAAUACGUCCGGGUCAUUUCACUUAAGUUGCGCAAAUUCCCCUAAGCAAAAAAAAAAAAAAAAAGGACCGGAGACCAUCAAGUAGUACAGUCUGAAGUGAAAACUUUCUGACACAUGGCAGCCAAAGACACAGUGAGACAUAAUAAAACAGCCAUUCAGUCGACUUUGUGUGCAGACUACAAGCUGAUCCUCAACAAAGUUUAUGAAAAGGACCUGAUAACUGAACGCGAGUACAACAAUCUGAAAAGCAUCAACAAAGAAGAUGUAGAGGGGCAUGUCACUGAGAUUGUGGAUAAGAUGAUAAAUAAAGGAGAGGACACCUGCCAAGGCUUCCUGAACCUCCUGCAGACUGAUGAGGAUAUUAGAGAAACUUACCCUAAGCUGAAAAAAAUAUGGAACAAGGAGAGACCUUUAUCUAAACCUGUCCAAGCUACUUCAGUUGACAGCACAGAUUCUUCACCAGACACAAAGAGGCAAAAGAAGGACGAGCAGUAUCAGUUGAACAGCAAACCUACCGGCCUCUGUGUGAUCAUAAACAACGAGCGGUUCAUGAACCAUGUAGUCAGAACCGGAACCAACAAAGAUGCAGAAAGUUUGGGAAAGGUGUUCAGCUGGCUCGGGUUCAGAGUCCUGAUGUGUAAAGACCAAACCAAGGACCAGAUGGAUCAGGCACUGAACUACUUCACUUCUCUCAGCGACCCAUCUCAGCUGCCAGAGUUCAGUGUGAUGGAGUGGUCUGACGGUGGAUUCACUGAUCUCCAGGAGGCUCCUAAACAUGGAGAUGCCUUCAUCUGCUGUAUUCUGAGUAACGGAGUGGACGGCGGAGUUUUAGGGACCGAUGGGGAGGCCCUCUCCAUCAAAGCAAUAUAUAAAAGAUUCAUGGCAACUGACCGAUCAGUCCUCACCGGCAAGCCCAAAGUGUUCCUGAUCCAGGCUUGCCAGAGAGGGGAAGUGGGGUUAAAAGAUCUGCAGAGCGAUGAUUCUCAUUCACUAUCCAUCCCUGGGGAAGCCGAUUUUCUGGUUGCAAUUGCCACUGUUGGUGGCUAUGACUCAUAUAGACACAGAAUAAACGGAAGCUGGUUCAUCCAAUCUGUGUGUCAGCAGCUAGAGGAGGGCUGUCCCAGGGGCGAUGACAUGACCACCAUCUUCUACCGAGUGAUCGAUGAAGUAAGCCAGAAAGGGGUGCCCAAUCGACCGUGUGUAAAACAGAUGCCUGAAGUUAGGUUCACCCUGAGGAAGAGACUUGUGUUGUCACCACAUUGUAAUUAAAGCUCAAAUGUUAUUUUUAAAUGAGCACAUCAUUGCCUUUUAUACUGUCAUACAUUUGUCUGAAUAAAACUGUUUUUUGAUCA